AUGAUCAGGACCAGGGCAUCCCUUCUCCUGUUGAUGGCCUUGGCUUCUUCUCACGGCUUCAACUUGGACUCGGACAAGCCGACAAUCUUCUCCAGGAACAGUGCUGGGUUUGGACACAGUGUGGUCCAGUACGCCAACUCCUGGGUGGUGGUUGGGGACCCCCAGGAGAUAAAGGCUGCCAACCAAACGGGCAGCCUCUACCAGUGUGACUAUAGCACGGGCACCUGUGAGCCCGUCCAGCUGCAGGUCCCCCCAGAGGCUGUGAACAUGUCCUUGGGCCUAUCUCUGACAGCUGCCACCAACCCCUCUCAGCUGCUGGCCUGUGGCCCCACUGUGCGCCAUGCAUGCAAGGAGAACAUGUACUUGACUGGGUUCUGCUUCCUGCUGGCUUCCCCUUCCUGGCAGGCCCAGAGGCUCCCAGCUGCUCUGCAGGAGUGCCCAAGGCUGGAGCAGGACAUUGUCUUCCUGAUUGAUGGCUCAGGCAGCAUCUCCGACGCCGAUUUUGUCAAGAUGCUGACCUUCGUGAAGGCUGUGAUGAGCCAGUUCCAGAGACCCAGCGCCCAGUUCUCCCUGAUGCAGUUCUCCAGCAAGUUCAAGAUUCACUUCACGUUCAGAGACUUCGCGCGCAGCUCAGACCCGCCGCGCCUGCUGAACUCUGUGCACAAGCUGGGAGGGUCCACGCGCACGGCCACAGCCAUCCUGAUGGUCAUAAACCAGCUGUUCAGUGCCCAAAAUGGGGCCCGAAAGGGUGCCUCCAAGAUCCUCAUUGUCAUCACCGACGGGCAGAAAAUGGGCGACCGCCUGGACUACAAGGAUGUCAUCCCCUGGGCUGAGGCAGCGGGCAUCCUCCGCUACGCGGUCGGGGUGGGAGAGGCUUUUCAAAACCAACACUCCUGGAUAGAAUUGAACAACAUCGCAUCGACGCCCUCCCAUGAAUAUAUAUUUAGAGUGGAGAACUUUGAUGCUUUGAGAGACAUUCAGAAGCAACUGAAAGAGAAGAUCUUUGCUAUUGAGGGUACGCAGACCGUAAGCAACAGUUUCUUCGAAUUUGAGAUGUCCCAGGAGGGCUUCAGCGCUGUGCUCACACCUGAUGGGCCAGUUCUGGGUGCUGUGGGGAGCUUCAGCUGGUCUGGAGGUGCCUUCAUGUACCCCCCGAAUAUGAGCCCCACCUUCAUCAACAUGUCUCAGGAGAAUGUGGACAUGAGGGACUCUUACCUGGGCUACUCCACCGAGCUGGCCCUUUGGAAGGGGGUGCAGAGCCUGGUCCUGGGGGCCCCCCGCCAUCAGCACACCGGGAAGGUUGUCAUCUUCACCCAGGCUUCUGGGCAGUGGAAGCCAAAGGCUGAAGUCACAGGGACCCAGGUUGGCUCCUACUUCGGGGCCUCUCUCUGCUCCGUGGAUGUGGACAGAGAUGGCAGCUCUGACCUGGUCCUCAUCGGGGCUCCCCAUUACUACGAACCGACCCAGGGGGGCCAGGUGUCUGUGUGCCCCUUGCCCCGGGGGAGGGCUAGGUGGCAGUGUGAGGUCAUUCUCCGUGGGGAGCAGGGCCACCCCUGGGGCCGCUUUGGGGCAGCCCUGACCAUUCUGGGGGACGUGAAUGGGGACAAGCUGACAGAUGUGGCCAUCGGGGCCCCGGGAGAACAGGAGAACCAGGGUGCUGUCUACCUAUUUCACGGAACCUCAGGGCUGGGCAUCAGCCCCUCCCACAGCCAGCGGGUCGCAGGAUCCCAGUUCUCCCCCAGGCUCCAGCAUUUCGGGCAGUCGCUGAGCGGGGGUCAGGAUCUCACCAUGGACGGACUUGUGGACCUGGCCGUAGGGGCCCAGGGGCACGCGCUGCUGCUCAGGACCAGACCUGUGCUCAGGGUGCGGGUGAACAUCCGCACAACAUUUACAGAGAUUGCUAGGUCUCUGUUCCAGUGCCAGGAGCACACGGCCUCCGUCCAGGAGCUGGGUGAUGCCAAUGUCUGCCUUCAUGUUCAUGAGAGUCCCAAGAACCGGCUGAGUAACCUCCAAAGCACUGUGACCUUUGACUUGACCCUUGACCCUGGCCGCCUGAAUCCCAGAGCCAUCUUCAAGGAGACGAACACUCGGCAUCUGACUCGGGUCAGAGAUCUUGGGCUGAGACAGCACUGCGAGGCUGUGAAGCUGCUGCUCCCGGCUUGUGUGGAGGACUCAGCGACCCCCAUCAAUUUGCGUCUCAAUUUCUCCCUGGUGGGCAGCCCCAUCCCUUCCUUUGGAAACCUGCAGCCUAUGCUGGCUCCCGACGCCCCCAGAUACUUCAUGGCCUCUCUCCCCUUUGAGAAGAACUGUGGAGCUGACCAUGUCUGCCAGGAUGACCUUGGCAUCUCCUUUGGCUUCUCAGGCUUGAAGACCCUGCUGGUGGGUAGUAACCUGGAGCUGAGCAUGGAAGUGAAAGUGUGGAAUGAUGGUGAGGACUCCUAUGGGACCACAGUCACCUUCUCCUACCCACCAGGGUUGUCUUAUCGACGUGUGACAGUGACCCAGAGCCAUCUGCUGUCACGCUCCCUGCACCUGGCCUGUGACAGUGCCACAGACGGCAGCCAGGACACCUGGAGCACCAGCUGCAGCAUCAAAUACGUGAUCUUCGGGGAGGGCGCUCGGAUCAACUUCAGGGCCACCUUUGACGUCUCCCCCAGCGCGAGGCUGGGAGACCGGCUGCUCCUGACGGCCAACGUGAGCAGUGAGAAUAACACCCCCAGAACCAGCAAGACCACCUUCCAGCUGGAGCUCCCCGUGAAGUACGCUGUCUACACCGUGAUCAGCAGCCAUGAAGAAUCCACCAAGUACCUCAACUUCUCGGCCUCAGAGGAAGAGGGAAGCAGCGUGGCCCAGCAUAGAUACCAGGUGAACAACUUGGGACAGAGGGACCUGCCAGUCAGCAUCCACUUCUCAGUGCCUGUGGAGCUGAACCAGGUGACUGUGUGGUCAGAGUUGGAGAUCUUCCACCCCCAGAACACAUCUCUUCAGUGCUCUUCAGAGAGAAUUGCGCCCUCAGAGUCCAACUUCCAGGCCCACAUUCAGAAGAAUCCUGUGCUGGACUGCUCCAUUGCUCACUGUCUGAGGUUCCGCUGUGACAUCCCCUCCUUCGGCAUCCAGGAGGAACUUGACUUCAUCCUGAAGGGCAACCUCAGCUUUGGCUGGGUCAGCCAGACGCUGCAGAAGAAGGUAUCGGUCGUGAGUGUGGCUGAAAUCACGUUCGACACAUCUGUGUAUUCCCAGCUUCCAGGCCAGGAGGCGUUUUUGAGAGCCCAGAUGAAGAUGGUGCUGGAGAAACAUGAGGCCCACAACCCUGUCCCCCUCAUUGUGGGCAGCUCUGUGGGAGGACUGCUGCUGCUGGCUCUCAUCACAGCCGCACUGUACAAGGCUGGCUUCUUCAAACGUCAGUACAAAGAAAUGAUGGCGGAUGCAAAUGGACCAAGUGCCCCAGAAAAUGGAACAUCAGACCCCCAAUCCAUCCUCAAGGAUGUCUCUGAUGGGAAACUGAUAAGGCUGUGGAGGAGGGGUGGCAAGGAGAUGGGCAGCCCUCAGUGGCUAUUCUUCCACCUGGGAAGGUCAUUGGAGUGA
This is a messenger RNA of Miniopterus natalensis, 3585 nucleotides long. RefSeq names its product integrin subunit alpha X (gene ITGAX). Gene Ontology annotation, biological process: integrin-mediated signaling pathway; cell adhesion mediated by integrin; cell-matrix adhesion. Gene Ontology annotation, cellular component: integrin complex; external side of plasma membrane. The record is from RefSeq and is a predicted model, not a curated record. Gene Ontology annotation, molecular function: integrin binding. Lineage: Eukaryota; Metazoa; Chordata; Mammalia; Chiroptera; Miniopteridae.